AUCACUGCGACCAGGAAGAUGGGCUGACUUGUUACCACGCGGUUUCGCCCUCAAUCAAGGGAGAGAUUCUCCCAACCCCUACAAAGGCGCGUGGUAUUGAUGGGAUAAUUCAAUUAUGAGCGCCUCUCUCAUGAGGCUAUACAGGUCGCAGUUGCAAACCUUAAAGGGUACCCAGGGAUUCUCCCACCAAAUUUCGCCCCCCUUGAUACCCUCAAGCAUGUGUGUUUCUUCUGGGUUUCAACCUGCAUUCCUGAGAAACGGCGCUCUCGAUCUCAUACAGACCACUUCCCUUCAAGCUUGCCUCUUGUGCACCAUGCCUCAUGCUUUUACAUUCCGGCCCCUCUGGUUCCGCGUUGACGCGCCCAAGGCGCUCAAUCACAUAGCUCUUUUAGUAUGGGCCUGUCUUUCGUGCUCGACUAUUCUCUUCUUUUAUAAUGAUGUCUGCAUGUUUCUUGAGCUCCCAUAGAUCAAAGCUCUCUGCCUAUUGGACUCUCGAUUGUUUUCAAUUAUUGGCUAUCGCAAUUCCAUUCUUCUUCUUUAGCCGUCGGUCUUAUAGUUUCCACC
Molecule: messenger RNA, 564 nt
Organism: Aspergillus steynii IBT 23096
Lineage: Eukaryota; Fungi; Ascomycota; Eurotiomycetes; Eurotiales; Aspergillaceae
Exons: 1
Coding region: 116-466 (116 amino acids)
Source: RefSeq, a predicted model, not a curated record